Molecule: messenger RNA, 1481 nt
Organism: Neoarius graeffei (lesser salmon catfish)
Lineage: Eukaryota; Metazoa; Chordata; Actinopteri; Siluriformes; Ariidae
Gene: lrrc23
Product: leucine rich repeat containing 23
Exons: 10
Coding region: 1-1446 (481 amino acids)
Molecular function (GO): protein binding
Source: RefSeq, a predicted model, not a curated record
AUGGCUCUGGGUAAAGAGAGAAGGUCCAUGGGGACAAGUGAAUGCCACCUGAACACACACUGCGGCCUGAUCAACCGUGAUCGUUGGUGUUUUAAUAAAGUCUGGUUAGAGAAGAUGUCAGCAUCUGUUGAAGAUGAUGCGUCCCUCUUGGAUGAGGAGGAAAAGCAGGAGGAAGAAGACCCAGUGUCGAAACAGCCCGAGCUGAGCAACUGGCAUACCACGUGGAGAUGCAGUAAGCCAGCACACUCUCAAAGCAACUUCUCCUCCAGGUUGUUUUUCCUGAGGAUUCUCAGGAAGUGGAGUCGCUGCUGGGCCUUCUUGACCACUGCGGUGGUGUUGGUGGACCAAGAGAGGUCCUCAAUGAUGUGUGUGCCCAGGAACUUGAAGUCAGGCUGUCUUGUUUCCUCCGGAGAUGAGACUAACCACAGUGGUGUCGUCCACAAACUUAAUAAUGGUGUUUUGUGGAGUGGAUGGGGUACUGCCAUAUGUGUAGAGGGUAUAGAGGAGGGGACUCAGUACACAGCCCUGUGGAGCACCAGUGCUGAGUGUGAGAGUGCGGGAGAGAUUGAACCCUGCCCAUUAACACAGGACAUAAUAGGACCAAACCUUUCCUUAUUGUGCCGGAUAGGUGAUGGGCUUUCUCAUGCAUUUAUCAAACUUGACUUACAGAACAGGAAUCUAGGGGAUAUUGCCAUAUUGAGUUCAUUUGUCCAUCUGCGUUUCCUGGACAUCUCCUCCAACUAUCUGACAGACCUUUCUCCGCUGGCUGCUUUGACCGAGCUGCUUUGGCUAAAGGCAGAUGCCAAUCGGGUUCAGAGUGUUCGAGGUCAGCCACUCAGCCAGCUUCCUUACCUGCAGUGGCUCAACCUCAUGUCCAAUCGUUUGAAUGAGAUGGAAGGCCUCGAUGGGCCUGCACUGGAAAGCCUUAAUCUUACAGGUAAUGCCAUUCAAAUGGUGUCUGGCCUUGAUUAUGAGAAGCUGACCAAUCUAGUGUCUCUUGAGUUGAGAGAAAACCAUUUAGAAACUACAGAUGGUAUUUACCUCCCCAACCUGCGUCGUCUUUACCUGGCCCAGAAUAAAAUAAAACGUUUGGAAGGACUGGAAAAACUGGAGCACCUAAUAAUCCUUCACCUUAGAGACAACCAGCUAGAGACACUUGAUGGACUCAGUCCCAGUAUGAAAUCUCUGCAGUAUCUUAAUGUCAGAGGAAACCUAGUAUCUUCCCAGGAUGCAUUACAAAGCCUGAUGGGUGUUGGUCACACACUGCGAACCCUGGUGUUGGCAAACAAUCCACUGGCAGAGACAGACGAUUACCGGCUCAUUGUUAUCUCACGUCUCCCUCGUCUUGAAAGACUAGACAAGGCUCCUAUCUCUCCUGUGGAGCAGAUUGAGGCUGAAGAAAGACUCAGGGAAUUACAAAACUUCACAGAGCAAGAAGAAACUUAAACAGGACUAGAGGGAGAAAAGCUGCAUUCAUUUGU